This is a messenger RNA of Procambarus clarkii (red swamp crayfish), 614 nucleotides long. NCBI's taxonomy places the organism in Eukaryota, Metazoa, Arthropoda, Malacostraca, Decapoda, Cambaridae. The record is from RefSeq and is a predicted model, not a curated record.
UAAAAUACUGCAGAGCAAGAAGAAUAACUGAAUUGUAUGAAGUGUAGUGAAGUUCUUAAAUUAGAAACUUUUGAUGUAUAACUUUAAUCUUAAAAUAGUUAAAUAUGUGUUAGUGGCUUUGCAACAAUGUAAGAACACCAAUGUUGUGUACUCUCACAAACCCAAUAUACUUAUAAAUAUUCGUACAGAGUACCAUUGGAGAACCCAUGUACCACACACUGUAUGAAACCUUCGCUGUGGUGGAUGAAAUAUAUGACAAAGGCUUCCACUUCCACUCUGCUGUGGCAGCCAUGUGGGGGGACCUCGCUGUGGUGCUCUCGGAGUCUAAGGUGCUCCCGUUUUCUUUGGUCUCAUACGCGGCCUUUAUCAAGAGAGCCCAGGACCAUAUCGCCCAGCGCUAUGGGGAUCUUAUCCGUUCGCAAAAUAUUACGCUAAAGUACUUUACUGAUGCUGGACAGACGUUCAAUACGAGUGCUUUUAUCUUCAAUAAGGCGCUGGAAUCUCUAGACCUGAAAAGUCCUCUGGUUGUUCGUCGUGUCAAUGACCAGUUGAUGAUGGUAGAAAGAUCAUUCAUUGACCCCCGCGGCCUUCCUAAACAACCUGAGUUGAAGUAA